Messenger RNA from Staurois parvus, 282 nucleotides. Lineage: Eukaryota; Metazoa; Chordata; Amphibia; Anura; Ranidae. The record is from the annotation of a GenBank genome assembly.
AUGUGCAAUGAUGAGGCUGCACGAAUGGGCACUGAUAGGCAGCACUGAUGGGCACUGAUCUUCAUCCCAAAAUCUGACACUGAAGCAGGGGCGGACUGACAACUCAUGGGGCCCCCGGGCAAUAGGGGAUCAUGGGGCCCCUGUGUCCUUGCCCAAACUCAAAGAAGCCUACGAAAAAGGUACCAGGGGCAUCUCAUGGGGCCCCCUACUGACUCCGGGCCCUCGUGUAGUGCCCAAGUUUCCAAAUGGUCAGUCCGCCCCUGCACCAAAGUACCUCUAAGC